AUCGCAUCUCACACCUCAUUAUUUCUGCCUCUUAUAAGUUAUCUAAAAAUAAUAUAUAAUGGAGUUAGGAAGCAUAGUGCAGUUCCUUGAGGACAAGUCCAUCUUACUCACGGGUGCUACUGGCUUCCUUGCAAAAAUCUUUGUGGAGAAGAUACUUAGAGUCCAACCAAAUGUGAAAAAAUUAUAUCUUCUUUUGAGAACCACGGAUACUAAAUCUACCGAGCAUCGUUUGCAUCAUGAGAUAAUAGGAAAGGACUUGUUCAAGGUUCUGAAGAAAACCCUCGGAGCAAACUUCGAUUCCUUUGUAUCAGAAAAGUUGAGUGUGGUGGCUGGUGACAUUUCUCAAGAGAACUUGGAUUUGAAAGACUCCAUUUUAAGGGAUGAGAUUUACAGUCAAACUGAUGUUAUUGUUAAUAUAGCUGCAACAACUAAAUUUGAUGAAAGGUACACGUACAAUAAAUACUUCGCCCAUCAAUGUAAUAAACUCAAGAUGCUUGUCCACAUCUCAACAGAGAAAUACAAUUUUUUUUUUUUUUUGCUCUUUGAAGAUCCACAGCACAUGGGUGUGUCACUGAAUGGAGUGCCUGGAUUGGACAUUGAAAUGGAAAUGAAAUUGGUGCAACAACAAUUGAAUCAGCUUCAGCAGAAAGGAGCCACCCAACAUGAAAUUAAACUUGCCAUGAAGGACUUGGGCAUCAAAAGAGCAACUUUGUAUGGAUGGCCAAAUACAUACGUCUUUACAAAAGCAAUGGGCGAAAUGCUUUUAGAAACUUCAAAAAGAAACAUGCCUAUUAUUAUUAUACGUCCUACGAUAAUCACCAGCACUUAUAGAGAACCUUUUUCUGGUUGGAUAGAAGGUGUAAGAACCAUAGACAGUGUUGCUGUUGCGUAUGGUAAAGGAACAUUAACAUGCUUUCCUGGAGAUAUUCAUGGAGUAUCCGAUGUGAUACCAGGUGACAUGGUGGUAAAUGCAAUGCUGGCGGCGAUGGUGGCGCAUGCAAAUCAGCCCAGUGAUAAUAUCACCAUAUAUCAUGUGGGUUCCUCUGUUAGCAAUCCUAUGAGAUACCACAAUCUCUGCAACUACAUGUUCAGAUAUUUCACUGCAAAACCUUGGAUAAAUAGAAAUGGAAAGCCUGUCAAAGUUAGAAAACUUAUAAUGUUGAAUAACAUGGCAACCUUUCGCACAUACAUGUUUAUUCGUUACUUGCUGCCUCUGCAGGUACUUAAUCUGGUGAAUAAAGCUUUCUACAAGAAUUCCCAAGAAGUAUAUACCGACUAUUUCAGAAAGAUCCAUGCUGUUAUACGAAUGGCUGAUCUUUACAAGUCUUAUGUAUUUUUCAAUGGCAUGUAAGUUAACUCUAAAGUAGUAGUUCCC
Messenger RNA from Arachis ipaensis, 1375 nucleotides. Lineage: Eukaryota; Viridiplantae; Streptophyta; Magnoliopsida; Fabales; Fabaceae. The record is from RefSeq and is a predicted model, not a curated record.